Messenger RNA from Hydra vulgaris (swiftwater hydra), 7202 nucleotides. RefSeq lists its product as uncharacterized. The record is from RefSeq and is a predicted model, not a curated record. NCBI's taxonomy places the organism in Eukaryota, Metazoa, Cnidaria, Hydrozoa, Anthoathecata, Hydridae.
CGUAGCAGUCCGUAAAAGCAGAAAUAACACAUGGUUUUAUUUUUAACUUUGCGAGCAUUUAAAAACCAGAUAAACUAUGACUUCUUGAGGUCGCCGAUUGACACAUCCCCAAUUUAAAAGUAUUAUUGAUGACCUUAAAAAUACUUCAUUGCUUGAUCAAUGGAAUGACUGGUCAAGCUGCAAUACUUCUAAUGGAUAUGGGUUUAUGAACAGAACAAGAAACUUUUAUGAGUUAGAAAACACAACGUGGAUUUUAACUAAAGUUUUACCUGAUCUAAACGAAUGCUACAUAUAUAAAGAUGCGUGUCAGAAGAUUAACUAUGUAAUAGAGGACAUCCCAACUGCUUUAGAGAAAACAAGAAAUAUCACUGCAAUGCCAAUACUGGAUAAAGAGUUUUUAAUUUCAUUUGAUUUCAUUCCGUAUUCAUUGAGUAGUGACUUAAGUAGUAUUAUUCAUUUCAUUAAUGAUUCUAAUGGUACUGGUUAUCCAGGAGUAUGGCUUGACAGUCGUGGAGUUCUUCAAGUUACAGCUAUGAUUGAUGGCGCUGAUUUCACGUUUAACACCAGUUUGACACUUUCACUAAAUGAAUGGUCAAAAAUUGAGAUCAGUCAAAUUUUGGUAAACGGAAGUUAUGCAUAUCAAAUCAAAGUAAACGACACAAUUGUUGCAUCUAAAAUCAACACACAAGUUCGAAGUUUUAAAAAUGUUGUAUUAUACGCUUCAAAUCCAUGGAACGUUUCUCAAAAUGGCUCAAUAAAAAAUGUUUUUGUUGCCAACAAUCAAGCGGUUUUAUCAAGUUCUUUGUUACAAUGGAGCAACUGGUCAAGCUGCAAUACAUCCAGUGGAUAUGGCUAUAGUAACAGAACAAGAUAUUUGGGUGAAGAAUGCUUUACACAAACACAGGAAUGUUAUGUAUAUAAAGAUGCGUGUCAGAAGAUUAACUAUGUAAUAGAGGACAUCCCAACUGCUUUAGAGAAAACAAGAAAUAUCACUGCAAUGCCAAUACUGGAUAAAGAGUUUUUAAUUUCAUUUGAUUUCAUUCCGUAUUCAUUGAGUAGUGACUUAAGUAGUAUUAUUCAUUUCAUUAAUGAUUCUAAUGGUACUGGUUAUCCAGGAGUAUGGCUUGACAGUCGUGGAGUUCUUCAAGUUACAGCUAUGAUUGAUGGCGCUGAUUUCACGUUUAACACCAGUUUGACACUUUCACUAAAUGAAUGGUCAAAAAUUGAGAUCAGUCAAAUUUUGGUAAACGGAAGUUAUGCAUAUCAAAUCAAAGUAAACGACACAAUUGUUGCAUCUAAAAUCAACACACAAGUUCGAAGUUUUAAAAAUGUUGUAUUAUACGCUUCAAAUCCAUGGAACGUUUCUCAAAAUGGCUCAAUAAAAAAUGUUUUUGUUGCCAACAAUCAAGCGGUUUUAUCAAGUUCUUUGUUACAAUGGAGCAACUGGUCAAGCUGCAAUACAUCCAGUGGAUAUGGCUAUAGUAACAGAACAAGAUAUUUGGGUGAAGAAUGCUUUACACAAACACAGGAAUGUUAUGUAUAUAAAGAUGCGUGUCAGAAGAUUAACUAUGUAAUAGAGGACAUCCCAACUGCUUUAGAGAAAACAAGAAAUAUCACUGCAAUGCCAAUACUGGAUAAAGAGUUUUUAAUUUCAUUUGAUUUCAUUCCGUAUUCAUUGAGUAGUGACUUAAGUAGUAUUAUUCAUUUCAUUAAUGAUUCUAAUGGUACUGGUUAUCCAGGAGUAUGGCUUGACAGUCGUGGAGUUCUUCAAGUUACAGCUAUGAUUGAUGGCGCUGAUUUCACGUUUAACACCAGUUUGACACUUUCACUAAAUGAAUGGUCAAAAAUUGAGAUCAGUCAAAUUUUGGUAAACGGAAGUUAUGCAUAUCAAAUCAAAGUAAACGACACAAUUGUUGCAUCUAAAAUCAACACACAAGUUCGAAGUUUUAAAAAUGUUGUAUUAUACGCUUCAAAUCCAUGGAACGUUUCUCAAAAUGGCUCAAUAAAAAAUGUUUUUGUUGCCAACAAUCAAGUGGUUUUAUCAAGUUCUUUGUUACAAUGGAGCAACUGGUCAAGCUGCAAUACAUCCAGUGGAUAUGGCUAUAGUAACAGAACAAGAUAUUUGGGUGAAGAAUGCUUUACACAAACACAGGAAUGUUAUGUAUAUAAAGAUGCGUGUCAGAAGAUUAACUAUGUAAUAGAGGACAUCCCAACUGCUUUAGAGAAAACAAGAAAUAUCACUGCAAUGCCAAUACUGGAUAAAGAGUUUUUAAUUUCAUUUGAUUUCAUUCCGUAUUCAUUGAGUAGUGACUUAAGUAGUAUUAUUCAUUUCAUUAAUGAUUCUAAUGGUACUGGUUAUCCAGGAGUAUGGCUUGACAGUCGUGGAGUUCUUCAAGUUACAGCUAUGAUUGAUGGCGCUGAUUUCACGUUUAACACCAGUUUGACACUUUCACUAAAUGAAUGGUCAAAAAUUGAGAUCAGUCAAAUUUUGGUAAACGGAAGUUAUGCAUAUCAAAUCAAAGUAAACGACACAAUUGUUGCAUCUAAAAUCAACACACAAGUUCGAAGUUUUAAAAAUGUUGUAUUAUACGCUUCAAAUCCAUGGAACGUUUCUCAAAAUGGCUCAAUAAAAAAUGUUUUUGUUGCCAACAAUCAAGCGGUUUUAUCAAGUUCUUUGUUACAAUGGAGCAACUGGUCAAGCUGCAAUACAUCCAGUGGAUAUGGCUAUAGUAACAGAACAAGAUAUUUGGGUGAAGAAUGCUUUACACAAACACAGGAAUGUUAUGUAUAUAAAGAUGCGUGUCAGAAGAUUAACUAUGUAAUAGAGGACAUCCCAACUGCUUUAGAGAAAACAAGAAAUAUCACUGCAAUGCCAAUACUGGAUAAAGAGUUUUUAAUUUCAUUUGAUUUCAUUCCGUAUUCAUUGAGUAGUGACUUAAGUAGUAUUAUUCAUUUCAUUAAUGAUUCUAAUGGUACUGGUUAUCCAGGAGUAUGGCUUGACAGUCGUGGAGUUCUUCAAGUUACAGCUAUGAUUGAUGGCGCUGAUUUCACGUUUAACACCAGUUUGACACUUUCACUAAAUGAAUGGUCAAAAAUUGAGAUCAGUCAAAUUUUGGUAAACGGAAGUUAUGCAUAUCAAAUCAAAGUAAACGACACAAUUGUUGCAUCUAAAAUCAACACACAAGUUCGAAGUUUUAAAAAUGUUGUAUUAUACGCUUCAAAUCCAUGGAACGUUUCUCAAAAUGGCUCAAUAAAAAAUGUUUUUGUUGCCAACAAUCAAGUGGUUUUAUCAAGUUCUUUGUUACAAUGGAGCAACUGGUCAAGCUGCAAUACAUCCAGUGGAUAUGGCUAUAGUAACAGAACAAGAUAUUUGGGUGAAGAAUGCUUUACACAAACACAGGAAUGUUAUGUAUAUAAAGAUGCGUGUCAGAAGAUUAACUAUGUAAUAGAGGACAUCCCAACUGCUUUAGAGAAAACAAGAAAUAUCACUGCAAUGCCAAUACUGGAUAAAGAGUUUUUAAUUUCAUUUGAUUUCAUUCCGUAUUCAUUGAGUAGUGACUUAAGUAGUAUUAUUCAUUUCAUUAAUGAUUCUAAUGGUACUGGUUAUCCAGGAGUAUGGCUUGACAGUCGUGGAGUUCUUCAAGUUACAGCUAUGAUUGAUGGCGCUGAUUUCACGUUUAACACCAGUUUGACACUUUCACUAAAUGAAUGGUCAAAAAUUGAGAUCAGUCAAAUUUUGGUAAACGGAAGUUAUGCAUAUCAAAUCAAAGUAAACGACACAAUUGUUGCAUCUAAAAUCAACACACAAGUUCGAAGUUUUAAAAAUGUUGUAUUAUACGCUUCAAAUCCAUGGAACGUUUCUCAAAAUGGCUCAAUAAAAAAUGUUUUUGUUGCCAACAAUCAAGCGGUUUUAUCAAGUUCUUUGUUACAAUGGAGCAACUGGUCAAGCUGCAAUACAUCCAGUGGAUAUGGCUAUAGUAACAGAACAAGAUAUUUGGGUGAAGAAUGCUUUACACAAACACAGGAAUGUUAUGUAUAUAAAGAUGCAUGUCAGAUGAUUAACUAUGUAAUAGAGGACAUUCCAACUGCUUUAGAGAAAACAAGAAAUAUCACUGCAAUGCCAAUACUGGAUAAAGAGUUUUUAAUUUCAUUUGAUUUCAUUCCGUAUUCAUUGAGUAGUGACUUAAGUAGUAUUAUUCAUUUCAUUAAUGAUUCUAAUGGUACUGGUUAUCCAGGAGUAUGGCUUGACAGUCGUGGAGUUCUUCAAGUUACAGCUAUGAUUGAUGGCGCUGAUUUCACGUUUAACACCAGUUUGACACUUUCACUAAAUGAAUGGUCAAAAAUUGAGAUCAGUCAAAUUUUGGUAAACGGAAGUUAUGCAUAUCAAAUCAAAGUAAAUGACACAAUUGUUGCAUCUAAAAUCAACACACAAGUUCGAAGUUUUAAAAAUGUUGUAUUAUACGCUUCAAAUCCAUGGAACGUUUCUCAAAAUGGCUCAAUAAAAAACGUUUUUAUUGCCAACAAUCAAGCAGUUUUAUUGAGUUCUUUGUUUCAAUGGAGCAACUGGUCAAGCUGCAAUACAUCCAGUGGAUAUGGCUAUAGUAACAGAACAAGAUAUUUGAGUAAAGAAUGUUUCACAGAUUUCCAAGAAUGUUAUGUAUAUAAAGAUAAGUGUCAGAUGAUUAACUAUGUAAUAGAAGACAUCCCAACUUCUUUAGAGAAAACAAAAAAUAUCACUGAAAUUCCAAUACUGGAUAGAGAAUUUUUAAUUUCAUUUGAUUUUAUUCCGUAUUCAUUCACCAGUAAUUUAAGCAGUAUUCUUCAUUUCAUUAAUGAUUCUAGUGAUAUUAGAAAUGGCUAUCCAGGAGUCUGGCUUGACAGUCUUGGAGUUCUUCAAGUUACAGCUAUGAUUGAUGGCGCUGAUUUCACGUUUAACACCAAUUUGACACUUUCACUAAAUGAAUGGUCAAAAAUUGAGAUCAGUCAAAUUUUGAUAAACGGAAGUUAUGUGUAUCAAAUUAAAGUAAACGACACAAAUGUUACAUCUAAAAUCAACACACAAGUUCGAAGUUUUAAAAAUGUUGUAUUAUACGCUUCAAAUCCAUGGAAUGUUACUCAAAAUGGCUCAAUAAAAAAUGUUUUUGUUGCAAACAAUCAAGCAGUUUUAUCAAGUUCUCUGUUACAAUGGAGCAACUGGUCAAGCUGCAAUACAUCCAGUGGAUAUGGCUAUAGUAACAGAACAAGGUAUUUGGGUAAAGAAUGUUUCACAGAUUUCCUGGAAUGUUAUGUAUAUAAAGAUACGUGUCAGAUGAUUAACUAUGUAAUAGAGGACAUCCCAACUCCUCUUAAGAAGGCAAAAAAUAUCACCAGAAUGCCGAUACUGGAUAUAGAAUUUUUAAUUUCAUUUGAUUUUAUGGCAUUUUCAUUUAACAGCAAUAUUAACAGUAUUAUUCAUUUCUUUAUUGAUACUAAUAAUAUUACAAAUAGUUAUCCAGGCGUUUGGCUUAAUAAUCUUGGAGUUCUUCAAGUUUCAGCUCUGGUUAAUGGUACUGAUUUCAUAUUUCGCACUAAUUCCUCGCUUCCACUAAAUCAAUGGUCAAAAAUUGAGAUCAGUCAAACUUUCAUAAAUGGAAGUUAUUCAUAUAAAAUCAAAGUAAACGACACAUAUGUUGUAUCUGCAAUCAACAGAAAAGUUCGAAGUUUUAAAAAUGUUGUAUUAUACGCUUCAAGUCCAUGGAAUGUUUCUCAAAAUGGCUCAAUAAAAAAUGUUUUUGUUGCCAACAAUCAAGCAGUUUUAUUAAGUUCUUUGUUACAAUGGAACACUUGGUCAGUCUGCAAUACCUCAAAUGGAUAUGGGUUUAAUAACAGAACAAGGUAUUUGGGUGAAGAUUGCUCUACAGAAUUUAGAGAAUGUUAUGUAUAUAAAGCACCAUUGUGGAAUGUUGUUAACACAGUUUCUAUGCAAGGAAAUUUGACUUCACUAAACUUACAAAUUUAUCCAACAUUCAUAAAACCGUCAAAUGUUAGUUUGGAGUUUGAAUACUUCUUGCCACCAUUUUUUACAUUUACAUCUGACAUUGUCAUUCAACGUUUUGUUCGGACUCAAACCAAUCGAAUUAAGUAUUCAUUCAACGGAAAUUUUACUUAUUCGGAUUCAUUUAAUUACAUUUUUACUGCAAUUUAUAAUAACUCGUUGUGUCCAAUAUCUGGAGUAUUUAUAUUAGAAAUUCCGUUGAUGUUGUCACUCCAUGUUGAAACAGAAAAACGUGAGAGAAUAGCUAGAACAUUUCAAAAGCAAGUUGAAUGUUUCAACAAUCCAAAAAUACCAAUCAGUCCAAAUCAACAAUUUCUCAAAGGAAGUUAUGGGCGAGGAAUAUAUUGGGAUGCAUAUAAAAGUCAUAUAUAUGUAUGUAUGAGUCAACAUUACCCUAGUACAAAACCUGUUUGUUAUUUCUCGGAUGAUGAAGGAUAUUUAUGGACAGCCAUGGAUAUUCGAAUUGGUUCCGUUCUCGGUCGUCACUCCGUAACAAGAGAACUUUAUGCGGUUCAUAGGAAUAGAAAAAUGUAUUUGGUGUUCCAUAAGUACUACAACAAAUGGUUGGCCAUAACCAAUCAGCAAUUUUUAGUUAGGGUUUCCAGCUAUCUUGAUUCAACAUAUGUUAAAAAUUUGGAAGGUGAUUAUGAACAAACUUAUACUCUUGGGACAUAUCAAUGGUUAGGUAACACUGAAGGACUUUUUUUCCGAAAGCUGACAGGCGAUUCAUGGGUACAAAUAGUGAAAUGGAUACUCUAAAUGAUUUUUUGGUUGACGCUUUUAAUCGUAGUUAAUCUCGGCCAAAUUCUACAAAAAUCGUUUUUUGAAAAUAUGUAACGAUUCGAAAACAUUUUAUUUUUUGAAUGGCGCUUUUAAUCGUAGUUUAUUCCGACUAGAGGUGAGUUUCCACUCAUCCGUUUUUUGACGGGAACGGGAUAGGAAAGGGAACAUUAAUCACGUGAGCGUACGUAGUUUUCCUUCAGAUAUAUUAAAACUUAUACUACGCAUGCCCGCGUGAUUAUUUUUACCGUCCCUUUCCCAUUCCCGUAAAAAAACGGAUGAGUGGAAACUUGCCUUAAAGCUUGGAUCUAAAAGAAAUGUAACGAAAUGAAAACGUUUUAUACAUUGUAUACAUUGCAAUAAAUCUCCUAACGGAACAAUAUUUGAA